Podospora anserina S mat+ is the source of this 1167-nucleotide messenger RNA. RefSeq lists its product as uncharacterized. Bases 1 to 1167 code for a protein of 388 amino acids. The record is from RefSeq and is a predicted model, not a curated record. Gene Ontology annotation, molecular function: acyltransferase activity, transferring groups other than amino-acyl groups. The transcript has a single exon. Lineage: Eukaryota; Fungi; Ascomycota; Sordariomycetes; Sordariales; Podosporaceae.
AUGGGCUCCAACAAACCCGACUCCUCCCCCGACUCCUCCUCCCCUUUAAUCACCCUCACAAACCCCACCCCCUCCGAACUCCCCAAAAUCUUCACCCUCUCCCACCCCAAAUGGGGCCCCGCGUUAACCCUGCAAGACUACCUCGACAGAGAAGCCUACCUCACCACCGUGCCCCUAUCCAAAAACGGGGGCAUCACCCACUGGCUUUUGACUCUGUCCUCCCCCCCAUCCCCCUCAGGGGAAAGACCAAUCCUAGCAUCAUGCGAAUCCAUCAAGAAACGCGCCUUUUACACCACCCCCUCCGGCUCCGUCCGCGAGGGUGUCGCCCACGGCAUCGCCUCUGUCUUCACCGACCCAGAGUACAGAGGCAGAGGCUACGCCUCGAGAAUGAUGUCUGACCUGGGCCAACGGCUCAAGACCUGGCAAGACGGCGGGGAGGACAGGCCGGUGGUGUUUAGCGUGUUGUAUAGUGAUAUUGGGAAGGGGUUCUAUGCCAAGCAUGGGUGGGCGCCGUUUCGGUCGAGUCAUGUUUCUUGGACGCCAUCGUCCGCUGCCGGGUCGCCUCGAGGGAAAGGGGUCAAGACGAUUGGGUAUCAUGAGCUGGCGGAGCUCUGCGCCGUUGAUGAGAGGUUGCUAAAGGAACGACUGGCCAGGUUGGCGAAGGAGGAUGGCGGGAAAAAGAGACAUGUUGCUUUGGCGCCGGAGUUGGAUCAGCUGCUUUGGCAUUUGAUGAGGGAGGAUUUCAUGACGAAGCAUAUCUUUGGGAGGACGCCUGAGGUUAGGGGGGCGGUGGCGGGGGAGAAGGGGAGGAGGGUCUGGGCUGUUUGGACUAGGGGGUAUUAUGGGGGGUUGGGGAAGACGGAGGGGAAUACGUUGCAUGUGCUGAGGGUGGUGGUGGAGGAUGAGGAGAAUACGGCUGAGGAGGAGCUCGUCGAGGGGUUUAAAGCGAUUGUUGGGAUUGCGCGGGCGGAGGCGGACGAGUGGAGGAGCCAUGAUGUGCAGAUGUGGAAUCCGACGGGGUUGGUGAGGGGGUUGGUGGAGAAGAUUGGGGUUGAGUAUGAGUUUGUUGAAAGGGAUAAGGAGAGUAUUGCUAGUUUGAUGUGGUAUGGGGAGGAGGAGGGGGAGGAGGUGGACUGGGUGGCUAACGAGAAGUAUGCUUGGUGUUGA